AAAUUCUGAAGCUCUGUCAUUUUCCGACGACGGCGAUGGCGUCAGCUUCCAAGAACAGUCAGCAAAACCCUUCCUCCUCGAAACCACCAAGGCCUCCAACAUCUUCCUCCGCCGCUGCAUCUUCCACCGCCGUGGCUUCCACCUCAUCCGAACCCCAAAUUCGGAACCCUAACCCUAACACAAACGUCUUACCAUCGACUUCCGAUUCACCGAUCGUGAUGUCUCAAGAGGAUGAAAUCUUCACACGCUCGAGUCACCUAACCCGCCCGGAGCUUCUCCGACGCCGAUCGCACAACCUUAAGCAGCUCGCCAAGUGUUACAGAGACCACUAUUGGGCUUUAAUGGAGGAUCUCAAGGGGCAACACAGGGAUUACUGGUGGAAGUAUGGGAGUAGUCCGUUCAAAGACGAGCAUAACCAAUCGAAUAAGAGACGGAGGAUUGGUCAAGAGGGAGAUGGUGGUGAUGCUGUUGAAGGUAGUGGAGACAAUGGUACUAACAAUGAUGGUGGUAAGACUGAUCAGUAUGCGAAUAGUAAUUGUGGGAGUUGUAUGUAUGGUUGCAAAGCUAAAGCUAUGGCGCUUACCAAGUAUUGUCAACUUCAUAUUCUCAAGGAUAGUAAGCAGAAGCUCUACACGGGUUGUACUAACGUUAUAAAACGAGCUCCAGCAGGACCAUUACUUUGUGGAAAACCAACACUUGCGUCGACUGUACCUGCACUGUGCAAUAUGCACUUCCAGAAAUCCCAAAAGCUUGUUAGUAAAGCUCUAAAGGAUGCUGGUCACAAUACCUCUUCAACAAGCAAGCCUCCUCCAAAGCUCCAUGUUAUAGUAGCUGCAUUUGUGCAUCAUAUUCAAGCAAAAAGAAAAAAUCCACAGAAGGAGGGUAAGCUUAAAAGUGUUGUAAAAGAAGAAAAUAUAAGCUGAGUCAAGCUCUUAGCGAAGUAAUUUUUUGUGUAUCACGACGUUUUCCAGAAAUGAAAAAGGUGAGAGGAUCCUUGCCUAGUAGUAUAUCAUCAUUCUAAGAAGUGACAGGAAACUAUAUAUGUUGCGCUCUGAUUCUUCGACAGAGUUUGAUACAGUGUAGGUAUUGGAUGUGGUUUUAAUCUGCACACCGAGCUAUUACAACAAGAUUUGUUACAGUGUACUGUAGCCUGUAGGGUAUAGUACUAGCUAAGAUAGUGGUAGUUUAUUCUAUUGAGAUGAAGUUUCUACUCUUUUGAUAGGCUUAAUAAGAUGAUAUUUAGUUCCAUAA
Messenger RNA from Camelina sativa (false flax), 1251 nucleotides. RefSeq lists its product as uncharacterized. The record is from RefSeq and is a predicted model, not a curated record. Gene Ontology annotation, cellular component: NSL complex. NCBI's taxonomy places the organism in Eukaryota, Viridiplantae, Streptophyta, Magnoliopsida, Brassicales, Brassicaceae.